Molecule: messenger RNA, 726 nt
Organism: Drosophila ficusphila
Lineage: Eukaryota; Metazoa; Arthropoda; Insecta; Diptera; Drosophilidae
Gene: boca
Product: LDLR chaperone boca
Exons: 2
Coding region: 85-627 (180 amino acids)
Biological process (GO): protein folding
Source: RefSeq, a predicted model, not a curated record
UGCGUGCAAGCGUUUCCCUGCGAAUGGCAAUCUGAUAGGUGACGUGUUUGGGUUUGUAAUCAAAGGGAAAUAUAAAGAAAAACUAUGCAAAUACGACUUGUUUUGAUGCUUCUUGCUCUGGCGCCGCUUGUCCUGGCUAAGAAGUUCAAGGAAGAGGAAAAACCGGCGUGGGCCAAGAAGGAUAUUCGCGACUACAGCGAAGCGGACCUGGAGCGUUUGCUGGACCAGUGGGAGGAGGAUGAAGAGCCUCUGGAGGCGGAUGAGCUGCCCGAGCAUCUGCGACCGCAGCCGAAGCUGGAUAUAACCAAUCUGGACAGCAAAAACCCAGAAGAACUGCUAAAGAUCUCUAAAAAAGGGCGCACGCUGAUGACCUUCGUCACAGUGAGCGGGAACCCGACCAAGGAAGAAAGCGAAACCAUCACCAAGCUGUGGCAGACCAGUCUCUGGAACAAUCACAUCCAGGCGGAGCGCUACAUGGUCGACGAUAACCGUGCCAUUUUCCUCUUCAAAGAUGGUACGCAGGCCUGGGAGGCCAAGGAUUUCCUCAUCGAACAGGAACGCUGUAAGGGUGUUUCCAUUGAAAACAAGGAGUACCCUGGAGUACACUACAAAAAGGACGAACUUUAGGUGGUGAAAAGUGUACUAAUUCAUCAAAUCAUUCUCAAACAUAGUAUUUUUAAGCUCAAAGUUGAACAAAUUUAAAUAAAGUGAAUUUAUUGAAGAGUA